AUGGAGUACCGUACACCUCCAGAACUGUCCUUUAGUGGUAAUGUUGCACAAAACUGGAAAGAGUGGUAUCAACAAUUUAAUAUUUAUCUAAUAGCAUCUAAUAAAGAUGAAGAGAAUGACAUAAGAAAAAUUAAUAUCUUAUUGAAUUUAAUUGGUCCACAAGGGGUCAAGAUUUAUAAUAAUUUCAAAAAGAAAGAAAAAACUGAAUUUGACACGGUGAUACAAGCAUUCCAACAAUACUGCGAACCAAGAAAGAAUAUAAUAUUUCAAAGAUACAAAUUUGGAUGUUGUAUACAGCAAGAGGGCCAAAGCUUUGAUGAUUUUCUCACCGAAUUAAAAACACUAGCUGCUACUUGUGAAUACAAAGAAGAGGAUAACAUGAUACGAGACAGAAUAGUGUUUGGCGUUAAAGAUCCAGAAAUCAAAGAUAAACUACUAAGCAUAAGUAAACUGACGAUUGACAAGGCAGAAGAAAUAUGUAAAACCACAGAGGCAACAAAACUAGAACAAGUUGUCGUUGUUGUUCAAGAAAUGGCAACAUCAUCAGAUGUACAUAUGGUAAAAAUGAAGAGUACGGAUAAAGGGAAAGGUAAGAAUUUAACUAAGACUAAUAAUAACAAAUAUGUUAAAAAUAAAAAUGUAAAGGGAGAAUAUAGGAAAAGUGAUGGUGAUAAAAAUAAUGAGUAUAACUGUAAGAAGUGUGGUAGGAAACAUAAACCUAGAGAGUGUUUUGCAUUUGGUAAAAUGUGUAGUAUAUGUAAAAAGAUGAACCAUUUUGCUUUAGGAUGUAAGAAUAAAAACAAAGAAGAGAAAAAAGAGGUCCAUGAAACGCAUUAUGGAAGUGACGUUAAUAUUAUUCCGUGGGAACAUUUCAAGGAAAUUAAACCUCAACCACAGAUAAGAUCUAAUAAAUUAAAUGUUGAGUCGUAUAGAGGUCAUAAGAUAGAGAGCAUAGGAAAGUGUCAAAUUAAAUGUAUGAUAAGUCCGGAAUGUAUAGAUAAUGUUGAGUUUUUAAUAUUAAAACCGAGUCAACUAAAUAAGUGUAAAAACAUUAUUCCUAUAUUGGGUUUAGAAUCAUGUGUAAAAUAUGAUUUAAUAAAAAGAGUUGACAUGAUAAUUUCAGAAAAGGAAUCAUUCAUAAAAAAUAAUUUUGAUGUAUUUACUGGACUUGGUAAGUUUCCUGAGUUGUAUGAAAUACAGCUUAAAGAUAACGCUGAACCUCAACCAGCGCCUUAUAGGAGAGUACCACAUGCAAUUGUAGAUAGAUUUAUAAUUAAGUUAAAAGAAUUAUUAGAAAAAGGAAUUGUGUCUUAUGUUGAAAAGCCAACUGAUUGGUUAAACAACAUAGUUAUUAUAGAAAAACCAGACAAAAGUUUAAGAUUAUGUCUAGACCCACAACAUUUAAAUAAAAAUAUUGUAGAAGAAAAUUAUCCUAUUCCAACGUUAGAUGAAAUAACUCCUAGGUUGUUGAAAAAAAAUUUUUAUACAGUUCUUGAUCUUAAGGAUGGAUUUUGGCAAAUAGAACUUACAAACUCAUGUAAUAAUUUAUGUUCAUUUCCAAGCCCAUUAGGUACCCUUAAAUUUAAUAAAUUACCUUUUGGUAUUAAAACUGCACCAAUGGUGUUUCAAAAAUAUAAUAUAAAAUAUUUUGGUGAUAUUCAAGGUUUAACAAUUUAUUUUGAUGACUUCAUUAUAGCAGCAGAUAAUAAGGAAGAGCACGAUAAUAUAUUAAAGCAAGUUAUUGACCGCGCUAGGAAGUACAAUAUUAAAUUUAAUCAGAACAAAGUUCAGUAUUGCCAGAAUAAGGUAAAAUUCUUAGGACUUUUAUUUGAUAGUAAGGGUAUGUCCAUUGACACAGAUAGGACAGAGGCAAUAAAAUCCCUUAAAGAACCAACUUCCAAAAAAGAACUUCAAAGGUUACUUGGUUUUAUUAAUUAUGUUAGGAAAUUUGUUCCAAAUUUAGCAGAAAUGUCUGAUCCGCUAAGAAAUUACUAA
This is a messenger RNA of Myzus persicae (green peach aphid), 1995 nucleotides long. RefSeq lists its product as uncharacterized. The record is from RefSeq and is a predicted model, not a curated record. Lineage: Eukaryota; Metazoa; Arthropoda; Insecta; Hemiptera; Aphididae. The transcript is spliced from 2 exons. The coding region runs from base 1 to 1995 and encodes 664 amino acids.